AGAUUGGAUUUCACCAUGCAGCGCCCAAGCAUGCUCAUGACACUGUCGUACAGCCGCCUCCACGCGCACGACUUCCCGAGCCUCCCGAGCCCAAUGAGCGUCAUGGAGUGCGUCGCGUCGCCGCGCCUCCUCCCCGCCUUUGACGUCGUCUUUCGCAACCACGCAACGGCCUCACCCCGCGUGAGCUCGCCGCAGCUGCCGCCGCUUCGCGAAACCCUGCUAACGCCGACGCACUCGCCGUACACCAAGCCCAUCAAGCGCAACGACGUGGGCAUCAAGCUCUGCUCCGUCCACGGCUGCGCCAAACGGGCCAAGGCCGGCGGCGUCUGCAUCGCCCACGGCGGCGGCAUUCGCUGCGCCAAGGACGGCUGCGCCAAGCACGCGGUCAGCAUGGGCCACUGUAUUAGUCACGGCGGUGGGAAGCGCUGCACGGUGCUGGGCUGCCACAACGCGUCGCGCAAGUACGGCGUCUGCUGGAGCCACGGCGGGAAGCGCAUGUGCCUCAAGGAAGGGUGCGCAAAAGGCCCCAAGACCGGCGGCUACUGCUGGGCUCACGGCGGCAAAGCCAAAAAGUAGAAGCGUCGUAGUUCUACAUCGUCGUAGAAGACCGG
Saprolegnia parasitica CBS 223.65 is the source of this 611-nucleotide messenger RNA. RefSeq lists its product as hypothetical. Bases 16 to 576 code for a protein of 186 amino acids. The transcript has a single exon. NCBI's taxonomy places the organism in Eukaryota, Oomycota, Saprolegniomycetes, Saprolegniales, Saprolegniaceae. The record is from RefSeq and is a predicted model, not a curated record.